GGUGCAUGUGCGUUCUAUUUUAACAAGGCCAAAAACUCCCUUUUUUUUACUUUCCACUUCUUCUUUCCUCUUUAUCUUUCUUUUUCUCGUUUUUCUCUUACCUUCCUUACAUUUUUUCUUGUUUUCUUUUUUACCUUUUCCUUUCCUUUUAUACUGCAAACUAAACAGAAGUCCAAAAAAUGGCAACCCACGUCAAUCCUUCAAGAAAACAAUCGCAACCCGAAAGCUUACGGCAAGCUUUUCAAAACUUGUCUACCAACAAUAGCCUGAAGCGCCAGAAAUCCGAUUUUCAGCUUGCAUCAUCGUCAGCAGCAGCAGCAUCAGCGAAAUCAUCGUCUUCUUCCAUUAGACCGUCCCCUUUGAAACGAUGCAACAACUAUCUGACAGUCCAUUCACCUCCCCCACCUCUGGCAUUGAAACCAUCCCAGAGUUCACCUACGGCCACAUCACCCGGACUCAAUAAGUCGUAUAAAGCAAGCCCGCUUGCUAGCCCUAGAACACCGACAUCACCGUUACUGUCGCCGCAGGAACAGCCGUAUUCGCCAUAUUACGAUUCUGGAUUUAAUGCAUCGUCAUCAAGCAUUGCAUCCAGCAUCUGUUCAUCCGAAUCUUCACCGAGACAUGGUGGCGGCGGCACGCCAACGACUACGAUGACGACGAGUAGCAGCAUUAGCGUGGAGGAUGAUGAAGAAGAAGACGAUGAGGAAGAUGGAUUGUCCAUGCCGUCCACUCCGCCACCACCUGCGUCGCCCUGUCCCUGGGUGAAGCAGGAAGAAGAAAAGCGAUUUAAUAAUGAAGAAGUUGCUGAUGAUGAUGAUGAUGAUGAUGAGCGGAGUCCCAAUACCAAUAACAGCAAUACCGAGCAGCAGCAGCGCAGAGACGCAUAUGGAUUCAAACAACCCACGCAGUGGGUCAGGCUCGCCGAUCAACUUCAAUUCGAAGCAGAUUAUCAACCUAUCCGCGAUAGACAGAACGCCAAGUGGAAAUCUUAUCUUGCAGAACAUCAAGGCGAAUUCCCACCUGUCAGUUCAAAACUCAAGCGCUAUGUCCGUAAAGGAAUUCCACACGAUAUUCGUGGAAAGGCUUGGAUGCAUUAUAGCGGAGCCAAGGACAAAAUGGAAGCAAACGCCGGUUUGUACGACUCGCUUGUCAAAACUGCCGAAGCGAUGGGAGAACACAACGAAUACGCGGAGAUCAUUAAUCGAGAUUUACAUCGAACGUUCCCUGACAAUGAGCAAUUUGCAUGCGCCGUCACUGCCGAGGAUGGCUCUGUCACUAUGGUUCCCGAGUCCAACCCUAAACUGCGUGCCUUGCGACGCAUAUUACUUGCAUUCAGUGUCUAUGCUCCGAACAUUGGCUACUGCCAGUCGCUCAAUUACUUGGCCGGAUUCUUCUUGCUCUUUGUCGAUGACGGCGAAGAAGCUGCGUUCUGGAUGCUCAUUACCACCGUCCAUGACUAUUUUCCAGAGAAUAUGUACGAUGUUACUAUGGAAGGCGCGCAUAUCGACCAGACUGUUCUGAUGAUGAUGGUAUAUGAACGCUUACCCGGUGUUUGGAACAAAAUUGGCAAUGGUAAAUGUUUUUGGGAAUGUGUCGAGUCAGAAGGCUUGCCUUCCAUUACCCUGGUAACCAGUCAUUGGUUCCUGACACUGUUUAUCAAUAUACUUCCUGUUGAGACUGUUUUACGUGUCUGGGAUUCUUUAUACAUUGAGGGCAGCAAGGUUCUGUUCCGAGUUGCAUUGACGAUUAUCAAGAUGAAUGAAAAGCGAAUCUGGGCGCUGGACGACCCAAUCGAAAUAUUCCCUGUUCUUCAAAACAUGCCACGACGUUUGGUCGACUGUCACCGGUUUAUGGAAUUAGUAUUUUCACGAUCAGGCGUAGGCGCCGAUAUCUCUACCUCUGAAAUCGAUCGUCGUCGUGUCUUGUUUAGAGAUCGUCGUAAACAGCAACGCGCAGCAGCAGCAGCACAAGCGGCUCAAGCAGCAGUAGCUGUCAGCAAUCACAAUACCCCCAGCAACAAUACUACCACUGCAUCUUCAUCAUCACCUCUUACUACCACGACGACCUCCUCAUCGGGAUCAUCACCGACAUCUGCAUUGAGCUUCAGGUUCUUUCGGCGAUAGAUCCAUCAAACGAUAAAAGGGUCUACAAGCAUUUUGAAAAGAAAAAAAGCUGUAAAUAUGAGUCAGCAUUACAAUUACACAUAUAUACCAUCAAUAUCAUCAUCAAUCGCUGGACGACGAGUAUAGUAUAGUAUAUACUAUGUAUGUAAAAAGAAAACAGGUUCGAUAAAACAAUAAAAAAUAUUUAUAU
Molecule: messenger RNA, 2313 nt
Organism: Zychaea mexicana
Lineage: Eukaryota; Fungi; Mucoromycota; Mucoromycetes; Mucorales; Lichtheimiaceae
Product: rab-GTPase-TBC domain-containing protein
Exons: 7
Coding region: 180-2123 (647 amino acids)
Source: RefSeq, a predicted model, not a curated record